CACCUUAUUAUCCUCUCUUCCUCUUCAUUCCGCUUUCUCUCCCUCUGUCGUUCCUGUACCACCCGGCUCAUCUCUGGAGCCCGAGCAAGCGAGUGGCUGAAGGAGUCCUCGGCUGUGUGAGAGUCAGACUCAAAGAAUAAUUGCAAUGGAGUGCUUCAACAGCCUACUCCUCAAACUGCGGGAGGUCCACGAGCGAGAAGUGGAGGGUUGGCAAGGGAAAAUCCAAGAGCUGUCCAACAAGAAAGGCUGUGAUACAAAGCGAAUGGAGGACCUGUUUUCCAAAAACCAGCAGAUGAAAGAACAGCAGAGAGUACUCACCGAGAACAUCAAGACACUGGAAAACAGGCUGAGGGCGGGGCUGUGUGACCGAUGCACAGUGACUCAGGAGGUAGCCAAGAGGAGACAGCAGGAAUUUGAGUCUUCACAGAUACAGAGCAUCCAGCACAUCACUCUACUGGCGGGAGAGAUGAACAACCUGAAAAAGGAGAACAAGCUACUUAGAGAGGACCUCAGGAGUAUCCGAGCAGCCUUUGAGUGAGUAUGGUGUAUAAGCAUGUAAAAUAGAAUGAAAGU
Anarrhichthys ocellatus (wolf-eel) is the source of this 573-nucleotide messenger RNA. RefSeq names its product RBBP8 N-terminal-like protein. Bases 146 to 538 code for a protein of 130 amino acids. NCBI's taxonomy places the organism in Eukaryota, Metazoa, Chordata, Actinopteri, Perciformes, Anarhichadidae. The transcript is spliced from 6 exons. Gene Ontology annotation, biological process: DNA double-strand break processing involved in repair via single-strand annealing. The record is from RefSeq and is a predicted model, not a curated record. Gene Ontology annotation, molecular function: damaged DNA binding.